Messenger RNA from Aptenodytes forsteri (emperor penguin), 4022 nucleotides. RefSeq names its product formin binding protein 1 like (gene FNBP1L). Gene Ontology annotation, biological process: signal transduction. Gene Ontology annotation, molecular function: protein binding. The transcript has 16 exons. Lineage: Eukaryota; Metazoa; Chordata; Aves; Sphenisciformes; Spheniscidae. The record is from RefSeq and is a predicted model, not a curated record. The coding region runs from base 1 to 1782 and encodes 593 amino acids.
AUGACUGAUGUUGGACGACUUGCUAAGCUGAAAUGGUUUUUUGUAAUGAGCUAUGAUCUUCUCUUUACUGAUGAAGAGGUGGCUCCUAGUUUAAGUAAAGGUGAAAUGCACAUCUCUGUACGCAUACCUGAUACAUAUUAUGUACUUCUCUUUUUGGAAGAAGAUCAGUUUGAUAACUUGGACAAGCAUACGCAGUGGGGCAUUGACUUCUUGGAGAAAUACGCAAAAUUUGUAAAAGAAAGGAUAGAAAUUGAGCAAAACUAUGCAAAACAACUGAGAAAUCUGGUUAAGAAGUACUGUCCUAAACGUUCACCCAAAGAUGAGGAACCCAGGUUUACUUCAUGUAUUGCCUUUUUUAACAUCCUUAAUGAGUUGAAUGACUAUGCAGGACAACGAGAAGUAGUUGCAGAAGAAAUGGGACACAGAGUGUACGGAGAAUUGAUGAGAUAUUCUCAUGAUCUAAAAACUGAGAGAAAAAUGCAUCUUCAGGAAGGGCGAAAGGCUCAACAGUAUCUGGACAUGUGCUGGAAACAGAUGGAUAAUAGCAAAAAGAAAUUUGAGAGAGAAUGCAAAGAGGCAGAAAAGGCACAGCAAAGCUACGAAAGACUGGACAAUGACACUAAUGCGACAAAGGCUGAUGUUGAGAAGGCUAAGCAACAGUUAAACCUGCGCACACAUAUGGCUGAUGAAAAUAAAAAUGAAUAUGCUGCACAACUACAGAAUUUUAAUGGGGAACAGCACAAACACUAUUAUAUCGUCAUUCCUCAGAUUUAUAAGCAACUUCAAGAAAUGGAUGAAAGAAGGACUAUCAAACUUAGUGAAUGUUACAAAGGCUUUGCCGACUCUGAGCGCAAGGUUAUUCCGAUUAUCUCUAAAUGUUUAGAAGGGAUGAUCCUUGCAGCAAAAUCAGUUGAUGAACAUAGAGACUCUCAACUAGUGAUAGACUGCUUCAAAUCCGGUUUUGAACCUCCUGGAGAUUUUCCAUUUGAAGAUUACAGUCAGAAUAUUUACAGAACUAUCUCUGAUGGAACCAUCAGUACACCAAAGCAGGAAGGAAUGAGAAUUGAUUCAAAAACUACAGUGGGCAAGGCUAAAGGAAAGCUGUGGCUAUUUGGAAAGAAGCCAAAGGGCCCUGCGCUAGAAGACUUUAGCCAUCUCCCUCCAGAACAACGACGCAAGAAACUGCAACAGAGAAUCGAUGAACUCAACAGAGAACUACAGAAGGAAACAGACCAAAAAGAUGCCCUCAUCAAGAUGAAGGACGUUUAUGAAAAAAAUCCCCAGAUGGGUGAUCCAGGCAGUUUGCAACCAAAAUUAACUGAGACUAUGAGCAACAUGGACCGUCUUCGGAUGGAAAUACACAAGAAUGAGGCCUGGCUCUCUGAAGUUGAAGGUAAAGUAGCAGCCAGAAGCGACAGGCGGCACAGCAGUGAUAUCAACCACCUUGUAACACAGGGCAGAGAGAGCCCUGAAGGGAGUUACACGGAUGAUGCAAAUCAGGAAGUUCGAGGCCCACCACAGCAACAUGCACAUCCAAAUGAGUUUGAUGAUGAGUUUGAAGAUGAUGAUCCGUUACCAGCUAUAGGACAUUGCAAGGCAAUAUAUCCGUUUGAUGGUCAUAAUGAAGGCACUCUAGCAAUGAAAGAAGGGGAAAUUUUGUACAUUAUUGAGGAGGACAAAGGAGAUGGGUGGACAAGAGCUCGAAGACAUAAUGGAGAGGAAGGCUAUGUGCCAACAUCAUAUAUAGAUGUAACGCUAGAGAAAAACAGCAAAGGUUCCUGAAGCGGGUUUCUGAGAAAAUGGGCGAGAUCUUGAAGGAGGUUACAUGCAGCUGCUGGGGGGGUGGGGGGGGGCGGGGUAUUAGACUGGGAGGCCCAAGGGGAAAAGCUAGUUGCAUGAAUGCAUGCAGACAUACAUUUAGUCACUAACAUCUUAGCAUCUCCAUGCAUAGGUAAGGAUGUAUUACAAAUUCUUCCAUUUGUGCAGGAAAACAGAGUUCCAUUACCAGAGUAAAAAGGCUACUGCUCCUAAAAUUGCUUUAUUUUCAUUGUCCUAGGUUGUCCCAGACGCACAAACGAUAUUUUAGCUUGUGCUGUGUUUUGGUUGUCUCAAUCAUGCUCUCUUCCAACUCAUUUUAAUUGGCAGUCGUUUAGAACCAUAUGUCAGUUAUCAGUCUGCCUGUGCCACCUCCAUGCUCGCCCUUAACCUCCUCCUGCAUGCCUAGGACAGUCAGGCAUGUCUGCAUAACACUUUGCCAUCAUUGCUUGUCUUGUUUUGUAACAAAUCAUUUUGUUUAAAUAUCUUCAGCACUAGAGUUUCAUCCCAGUAUCCAUGUAUGCUGCUAUAACUAUACCACUGCAACCAUCAUUACAUUCCAGUUUUUGGCAUGACUGAUAAGAGACCAUAAUGUAUUUGUGUUGAUCUGGGGAAAAAAUACAUCUCAGCUCUAGCCUACAAUGCAAUCAAGAGAAACUCCUAGAACCGCGGUCCAUCUUCAGCACUUCAGUAACCUGUCGUGAGCACUGAAAACCUGGAACACCACCAGAGAGAUUUCACCACUGCAAGCUAAUGACUGUUUUCAGAAGUCAACCACUUGCCAUUCAAAUGCUGCCUUAAACUAGAGUGCCUAAAUCUGUUGGUUGCCAACACUACCACUUACAGUAUCCCACAAAGGGCUUUGUGUCUCAGCUCUUUUCACAGUGCUGCAGCUGCUGAGGUAGCCACGGUAGGUGUUUUCUAGAGCUCUACUUUACUGGAUACAUGGUGCGUCAUGAAUUUUAUACAUUGAAACGUGUAUCUCUUCAUUUGACUUUAAUAUUUUUAAAAAUAUUUUUAUGGAAACUGUCUUUUAGUUUUUGACUAUGAAGUUCCAAUUUUAAUUACUGCAGUGCUAGUCCAUUUCCAGGUGAUGCUUCAUUGUAUGGACCAGUUGAAAUUUGAGUGAUACUUCGUAAUGAUCUAUGUGCACUUUUACUUGUAAACAAUUGAAAUUUGGAUAUGUUUAUACGUGUAAAUAUAGUUGUCUGCAGUGCCCCUAUUGCUUAUGUUGUCUUGCCUCCCAUUUGUGGUUCCAUUAAUAACUACAUCGUAUCUGAUUUAUUAGGUUGAUAAGAAUUAGACUAGAGAUGUUGGGGGGAGGGAUACUUGUAUCAAAGCAAGCUUGUCAACCCAGCCACCUGCUGUUUGGGGAAAUGAAAUAAUAAUCAAAACAUCCUGUUUUUCUGGGGUCCGAAGCAAUAUUUGGAUGCAGCAGUGCUGGAUUCUUUUUAAUUUCAGUGUUAUUAGGAACUGUACUACCAGUAAAACUGAAUUUGAGUGACUUGUGUAGAGGUUUAUUCCUUUUGUUAUGUAUACCACUAUUACACAGCUUGACCUAGUGUAUUAUGGGGGCUAUUAAACUCUAAAGUUUAGAUUUUUGGAGCUUGUAUACAGGGUUAUUUAUAUAAUAAUGUGACAUUACUCAAUACUGACAAAACUACUUAGGUAGUUUUUUGGGUUUGGGGUUUGUUGGGGGUUUUUUGGUUUUUUGUUUUGGUUUUUUCUGUUUGUUUGUUUUGGUUUUUUAAUCUAGUGCUUUUUUAUUUUAAAGUUAGAGAAAAGGAGGAAAUGUGAUCUGUGUAGUUUCUUGCUAAAGGGCCUGUGGUUUGCCUGGCUAAACAGCCUUGCAGGUCAGUAAUAACACUUCCUGGUAAAGGACUAAAUGUUCUCUUCACGCUACUGUUUGUUUUUCUAAAACCAGGAUUUGCUUCCUUUGGAGGCAGGUUGCUUUCGUGAGGGAUAGUGCAACUUGUUUGAGGGUUAUUAAACAUAGGAAAAAAACAUUUGUACUUGCACAGCUAGUUAUAAAUCACUUAUUCUAAAAUUCUGAACGUGAGUUGUCUUAAAGAAUCUUACAUUUUCCAGUAAUUUUUAUUCCUUUUUUGUGCACAUGUUGAUUUCCUAAAUGUUAAAUGCUUUGUUUAAAAAUAGUGUUCUCUGUUGAGAAUAUUUUCAUGGAAUAAAAAAAUCUUUUCAUGGCCUAA